Molecule: messenger RNA, 1407 nt
Organism: Abrus precatorius (Indian licorice)
Lineage: Eukaryota; Viridiplantae; Streptophyta; Magnoliopsida; Fabales; Fabaceae
Product: AAA-ATPase At3g50940-like
Exons: 2
Coding region: 1-1407 (468 amino acids)
Molecular function (GO): ATP binding; ATP hydrolysis activity
Source: RefSeq, a predicted model, not a curated record
AUGUCCAACAUUUUGCCAAACAGAAAAUUCAUGUCAAAUAGUACUGCACUUAUAUCUGCAGUGGCAUCUCUUGCAGCCUCAGCUAUGCUAAUCAGAAGCAUUACCAAAGACUUCAUUCCUCUUGAAGUCCAAGAAUUUUUUUCCUCCCAAAUCCAUUAUCUUUCUCAUAAAUUUUCCUCUCAACUCACCAUUGUGGUUGAAGAAUUUCAAGGGAUGUCUAGAAACCAAGUUUUUGAGGGGGCACAAGUCUAUCUAGGCACUAAAGCCACUCUCUCUGCUCUAAGAGUUAAAGCAAGCAAAUCUGAGGAUGAUAAAAAUCUAGCAUUCAGUGUAGAUAGAAAUGAAGAAGUGAGUGAUGAGUAUGAAGGAGUUCAAGUAAGGUGGAAACUUAGCUGUGAAGUUGUUGAGUCUAAUGGUACUAGACAUUCUAAUGACAUGAAUGCCUCUUUAAGGUCAGAAGUAAGAUCCUAUGAGCUAAGCUUUCACAAGAAACACAAAGAGAAGAUAUUCAAUUCAUAUUUACCAUUUGUGUUGGAGAAAGCCAAGGCUAUUAAACAAGAGAACAUGGCAGUGAAACUUCACACAAUUGAAUAUGAUUGUUAUUGGAAUGGACAUGGUGUUACAUUUGAUCACCCUAUGACUUUCAAAACUCUUGCAAUUGAUGCUGAGCUUAAAAGGAAAGUGGUGAAUGAUUUGGACAAGUUUGUGAAGGGUAAAGAGUUCUAUGUAAGAACUGGAAAAGCUUGGAAACGUGGUUACCUUUUGUAUGGCCCUCCUGGCACUGGCAAGUCUAGUCUUAUUGCAGCCAUGGCCAAUUAUCUCAACUAUGAUAUCUAUGAUUUGGAUCUCACCGUUGUCCAUGAUAAUAAGGACUUGAAGAAUUUGAUCCUUGGCAUGUGCAACCGUUCCAUACUUGUGAUUGAGGAUAUUGAUUGCACCAUAAAGCUGCAGAACCGACAAGAACAAAAGGAAGCAGUUAAAAAUGAAGACAAUAAGGUGACACUUUCAGGACUAUUGAAUGUUAUAGAUGGUCUUUGGUCAUGCUGUGGAGAGGAACGCAUCAUUGUUUUCACAACCAAUCACAAAGAAAGGCUUGAUCCAGCUCUGCUAAGGCCUGGCCGAAUGGACAUGCAUUUUCACUUGUCAUACUGCACUUUUUCUGCUUUUGAGCAAUUGGCCUUCAAUUACCUUGGAAUUUCACAACACAAACUCUUUGAACUAAUCGAAGGGCUUCUAAGAGAAGUGAAUGUGACACCAGCAGAAAUUGCAGGAGAGUUAACAAAGAGUAUCGAUGCUAUAGACCCCCUUCAAGACCUUGUCAAAUUCCUACACGACAAGAAAAUACUGGGACUAGCCAAAAAUGACCAUAAUGUCAAUGAAAAUCAUGAACAAGGUGGAGAAAAGUAA